GUGUGAUUUGUUGUAGUUCUGGGCGUGCAUGCGGCCCAGCCUGCCUUUUCCUCCCUCAUCCUGCCCCCGCGUUUCCUGAUGCCCCCAGUAUCCGUUAGGGUGUGGGUACCUUAUUUCCCCUGAAGAGGGAACUAGAGGGAUGGACCCCUGCGGCCUCCUCAGCCAUCCAGUGCCCAUUCCCCCAUCCCCUGACAUCCCCCGAGAGAUUCGGGGUGCCGGUCCCCAAGGGGACACUGUCCUACAUCAUUUGGACACCCCCAUCCUAGCGCCUUUGCAGCCUGUGUCCUGGCACGCAAGGGACCGAGGAUGGGUUUGCCUGAUGGAGCUUUUUUAAGUCCUUUUGUGAUUGAGCAGAGGGAUGAAGCAUUGUGGGGGCUAGGAAGAAAGAACGAGAACGAGCUGCGCCGGCCCUUCGGGCCUCGUUCCUGCCCCCUCCCCUCGGCUUGCUGUCCAGGGGUUGCCGGGUUCGGUGGGUCCCGCGCUGCGACCCUUUUAAGAGAGGCCCCGCCCAUGCGCAGGGGGCGGAGCCGGGCGCCGAGGCAGGAACAAAGCGCGGCCUGCGAGCGGCGGCGGGGCUCGGCCGGCGGGGCCGCGGGGUGCGGGGCCGCGGGCCCCGGCUGGUCGUCGGGGGCGGGGAAGGGCAGCGCUGUCCACGGCGGGCGGGCCAUGAAUGGGCUGCCCGCGGCCGAGGCUCCCGGCGGCGCGGGCUGUGCCCUGGCCGGGCUCCCGCCCUUGCCGCGCGGCCUCAGCGGGCUGCUCAACGCCAGCGGCGGCUCGUGGCGGGAGCUGGAACGCGUCUACAGCCAGCGCAGCCGCAUCCACGACGAGCUGAGCCGCGCCGCCCGCGCCCCGGACGGGCCCCGCCACGCCGCCGCCAGCGCGGGCCCCGCCGCCGGCGCGUCCGGCCCGCGGCGCCAGGUCAACCUGGACUCGGCACUAGCGGCGCUGCGCAAGGAGAUGGUGGGGCUGCGACAGCUGGACAUGUCUCUGCUGUGCCAGCUGUGGGGCCUGUACGAAUCGAUCCAGGACUACAAGCACCUGUGCCAGGACCUGAGCCUGUGCCAGGACCUGUCAUCCUCGCUACACUCGGACAGCUCGUACCCCCCGGAUGCCGGCCUUUCUGAUGACGAGGAUCCACCCGAUGCCAGUCUGCCGCCCGACCCGCCGCCCCUCACGGUGCCCCAGACGCACAAUGCCCGGGACCAGUGGCUGCAGGAAGCCUUCCACAUCAGUCUGUGAUGCCACCAGGACGGGUCGCCUGCACACGGAAAGAUAGUGCCCGCUUCCCUGCACGUGCUCACCCACUGCACAGCCCUGGGGCAAAACCACCAACCCCCUCUCCUGCGAGUGGGCUGGCACUAGGGCUGGCACCUCGGCUCCAGACUCAGCACUGGACUCCCACUUGUCCCACACGUGUGCACCCCACUUUGGCUAGCCACAGUCUGCCAGUGGAGCCCAAGAGAUCUUGCUCCCCCCCCCUCCGCACCCUGGGAUUGGGGCGAGUGCCCAGCUCGGGGCCCUCCUCCUGCUCUUGUCGCUAUUGGCAGCUGCUGGCAGGGCUCUACCACCUCUGGCCCUCAAGUGUCCCUGGGGACCCCUCCUGCACACCCUCCCACGGCCAGCCGGCCAUGGCCCCUUGCUGGAUGUUUAGGUGUCCGUCCUCCAGGGCUGGGUGAAUAAAUAAUUAAUAAUAAA
Sorex araneus (European shrew) is the source of this 1695-nucleotide messenger RNA. It is a transcript of the gene FAM89B, whose product is annotated as family with sequence similarity 89 member B. NCBI's taxonomy places the organism in Eukaryota, Metazoa, Chordata, Mammalia, Eulipotyphla, Soricidae. Gene Ontology annotation, biological process: negative regulation of SMAD protein signal transduction; positive regulation of cell migration; establishment of cell polarity. The coding region runs from base 307 to 1239 and encodes 310 amino acids. The transcript has 2 exons. Gene Ontology annotation, cellular component: lamellipodium; cytoplasm. Gene Ontology annotation, molecular function: transcription corepressor binding. The record is from RefSeq and is a predicted model, not a curated record.